Messenger RNA from Bubalus bubalis (water buffalo), 1478 nucleotides. RefSeq names its product sorting nexin 22 (gene SNX22). NCBI's taxonomy places the organism in Eukaryota, Metazoa, Chordata, Mammalia, Artiodactyla, Bovidae. The record is from RefSeq and is a predicted model, not a curated record. Gene Ontology annotation, molecular function: phosphatidylinositol phosphate binding. The transcript has 6 exons. Bases 151 to 672 code for a protein of 173 amino acids.
GCCGCCGGGGGUCCAGUCUAAUCGGCCCCUUGCAGGACCCGGCGGCGCGCGGGAACGCCCGGGGCGGGGCCUGCAGGCUCGAGGAGGCGGGGCUGGCCCGCAGGGGUCUAGGGUCCGCUUUCCGAGAGUUUGGCUGCGAGCGGUGCGCUGAUGCUGGAAGUUCACAUCCCGUCGGUGGGGCCCGAGAAAGGCCACAUGGUGUUCCGAGUGGAGGUGCUGUGCCGCGGGCGCAGACACAUUGUGCAGAGGCGCUACAGAGAGUUCCACGCACUCCACAAGCGGAUCAAGAAACUGUACAAAGUGCCGGACUUCCCCUCGAAACGCCUGCCCAACUGGAGGACGAGAGGGCUGGAGCAGCGGCGGCAGGGCUUGGAGGCCUAUAUCCAGGGCAUCCUAUACUUGAACCAGGAUGUGCCCAAGGAACUACUGGAAUUCCUGAGUCUUCGGCACUGGCCCACAGACCCCAAGGCCAGCAACCGGGGCUCGCAGCUGUAUCACCGACCUGUCGUCAGCUUCCCCAUGGAUCCUUACGUUUGCAUCCCAUCCCCAGAGCCUCUGCCCAGCGUGGUGGUGCAGGGUGUGCUCCAGGGCCUCUAUGGCUUCAAUGCCAGCAUAGCUGAAGCCCAGCCAGAGGCCGCCCGUCACCCUGCUGCACUGCCGCCGACACCCUGACCAGCGCAGCAGCUUUUAGGCCGCCCUCAGUCCUCAAGCUGGACCGCCCUUGGCCUGGACCCAGGACUCGCCAAUCCCCACCCCUCUGGGCUCAGAACUCAAGCUGCACUGCUAUCUGAGGUAGUGGAAUCCUAGAACUUAGGGGCCAGAGCAGGGACAACAGAGAGUAGGGAAUCAAGGGAGAAUUCCUUUAUCAUUUGCAUAGCCCACCAAUCUGCCUGCAGUGCAGGACACUCAGGUUCGGGAAGAUCCCCUAGAAAAGGGAAUGGCAACCCAUUCUAGUAUUGCCUAGAGAACCCCAUGGACAGAGGAGCCGAGUGGCCUACAGUCCAUGGGGUCGCAGAGUCAGACACGACUGAGUGACCAGCACUUUCAUGAAAAGGUGCAGCUGCAUGCCCGCCCCUCCUCCUAGUGUAGGAGGAGGGGAGGGCAUGCAAAGGUUGAGGCUCAGUAGCUGGCGAGGUUUAGAAGCGAGUGGCAGAAGCUCUGGCUUGAGGUUUUGUGCACAGCACCUGGGGAAAGGGUGCAGGCGGCCAAGGAGGGGACUGGCACCACUGCCAGAGGAGCCCAGCCCAGCUGGCGCUAGACUUGGAAGGAGGUGCUGAAGGGCCCAGAACCCAGCGCAUACACAGCUUACUAAAAAAAAAAAAAAAACCAUUUUUUUUAUUGGUCAGUGUUGGUAGGAGUUUGUUACAAAACUGGGCCCAUGGAAUGGGAGGGGAGGGGCCCGCCCUGUAAGAUGCCAGCGCUGGGGCCAGCGCGCACGGAGCCCUGUGGCGGGCUAUCUUCACCCCUGGGAGGGCGAC